CCAAGAAAAGCCCGGGGAGCGCAUGUGCUGUCAUAGCCCGCCCUUCCCUCAGACAUCACUUCCGGCAGUGCGUUUUCCUUGCGUUCCUCGUUUAUUUCCUCCGUGAAGCUCUCGGGCCGAGAGGAUCGAGGCAGGCCAGCAGCGCGGCACCAUGAACGAGGCGGAAGUAAAUCCGAAGGCUUAUCCGCUUGCAGACGCUCAGCUCACCAGGACGCUCCUAGAUCUCGUGCAGCAAUCCUGUAACUACAAACAGUUACGUAGAGGUGCUAAUGAAGCCACUAAAACCUUGAACAGAGGAAUUUCUGAAUUCAUUGUGAUGGCUGCAGAUGCUGAGCCCCUUGAGAUCAUCCUUCACCUCCCACUUCUCUGUGAAGAUAAAAACGUGCCCUAUGUGUUUGUACGCUCCAGACAGGCCCUGGGACGGGCAUGCGGUGUUUCCCGUCCUGUUAUCGCUUGCUCCAUUACUAUUAAAGAAGGUUCACAGCUGAAGCCCCAAAUACAGUCUGUACAACUAGCCAUUGAAAGACUUUUGGUCUAGAUUUCUUGGGCCAGUCAUAUGAUACAAAAAUAAUUUGAAAUGUUUGUUUCACCGUUCUAUCCAAAUCUUGCUAUUUGUACAGUGCUUUCACUUUAGUUUAUUGUUUAGCAAAUAAAUAUUUUCCAUCUAUAUUGCUCAGUCAUACUUGUUAAUUUUUUAACAAAAGAAUGCUCAGUCAAUUUAAGAUCUUCCCCGUGAAGGUAUGUCUAGGUUGUCCUUUUUGUCAGUGUUUUAUCUGCAGAUCAGCUGCUCAUUAACUACUUUGAGUUCUAAUAAAUAGAAAGUAUAUAAUUUUA
This is a messenger RNA of Anolis carolinensis (green anole), 834 nucleotides long. RefSeq names its product small nuclear ribonucleoprotein 13 (gene snu13). Gene Ontology annotation, molecular function: RNA binding. Bases 152 to 538 code for a protein of 128 amino acids. The transcript has 3 exons. The record is from RefSeq and is a predicted model, not a curated record. NCBI's taxonomy places the organism in Eukaryota, Metazoa, Chordata, Lepidosauria, Squamata, Anolidae. Gene Ontology annotation, cellular component: U4/U6 x U5 tri-snRNP complex; cytosolic large ribosomal subunit; precatalytic spliceosome. Gene Ontology annotation, biological process: mRNA splicing, via spliceosome; ribosome biogenesis; maturation of LSU-rRNA.